Molecule: messenger RNA, 1497 nt
Organism: Actinia tenebrosa (Australian red waratah sea anemone)
Lineage: Eukaryota; Metazoa; Cnidaria; Anthozoa; Actiniaria; Actiniidae
Product: ectonucleotide pyrophosphatase/phosphodiesterase family member 5
Source: RefSeq, a predicted model, not a curated record
UAGUAAAUAUUUACAUAACUUGGCAUACCAGAAACUGCAGGCUAUUCACGGAGUGAGCUCUGUAAGUGUCAUAGGAUGUAUGCAGUUUUCUUUGUCGCAUUAGCUUGGCUUCCAUGCUGUGUAUCAAGUGCUGUGGAUGCUCCUCCUGUUCUUCUAGUCUCUCUGGACGGUCUAGGAUGGACGUUUACCGGUGGUGAGCAAUCAAAGACUCCAAACCUUGAUAACAUCGCAAGCAAUGGAGUCCAUGCUGAAUACAUGUUAACAGUAACACCGACCAAAACCUGGCCAACACACCAGACGUACGUGACAGGAUUGUACCCGGAGAGCCAUGGAAUCGUCUCGAAUAAUUUCUGGGACCCUCUCUUUAAAGAGAAGUUUAUCUUACAAUACGACUGCUCUAACUUUGACCCCAAGUUUUACGACGCUGCAGAACCCAUUUGGUUAACUUUACAGAAGCAAGGAGGCCGAUCCGGAGUCCAUUUUUGGCCUGGAUUUUAUAGUUACAAAGAAAAACCGAGUUCGUUUGAGAAGCCGACAUGUUUUGUAAACUGCACAGCUUUGAACAUGGACUCUAAAAAUCUUUGGCAGCAUAGAAAUAAAACUCGUUCCGGAUGGCCUCCGUAUAUUCAUUGUUUUGCAAAUCAAAGCUUACCGUACAAGAAUCGCAUAGACAAGAUUUUGAAUUGGCUUCAGGAAAAAAAUCCACCGAAAUUUCUUGCUUUGUACAUCAACGAGCCUGAUUCUUCGGGACAUAGUUUUGGGAUAAACACAGGAGAGUAUGUAGAGGCUAUCAAACGCGUCGACAAGGAUGUAGUAGGGUAUCUGAUUCAGAGACUUCAAAAUGCAAAUUUACUUCACAAGAUAAAUGUCAUCUUUGUAUCCGACCACAGCAUGAUUGAGACGUCUUCAAGCCGAGCGAUAUACUUGAGUGAUUUAGUUGAUACUAGCACAUUCACUAUGUCAGAGCAAGGCGUCAUUGGACACUUGUGGCCUAAUGACCCAAAUCUUGAGGACCAGAUCUACGCAAACCUCACGCGAGUACAGAAUCCGCAUAUGAAAGUCUACAAGAAGAGAGAUAUCCCGUCGAGCUUGCACUGGAAGAAUAAUCGCCGUGUUCCACCGAUUUACAUCGAAACUGAGGUCGGAUGGGUGGUCCAACCGAACCGACCAGCUGCGUCAUCGAACUGGACUAAUGCUGGACAUGGCUGGCAAGCUUCAAAAGAACUCGGAGCGAUUUUCUAUGCCCGCGGUCCUUCCUUCAAGCGGGGUUACAAAACAAAGCAGGCCCUUCAAGCCAUCGAUGUCUAUCCCUUACUGUGUCACCUGCUUGGGAUAAAACCGCUGCCCAAUAACGGUUCACUCGAGAACAUGAAAGAGAUACUUCAUAGUAACCCUAGUAGUGCAUCUGUACGAUGUGUCUUCUCUACCAUCAUUACCUAUGUUGUACCAUUUGUGAUGUUGUUAGCAAUAGUAUAAUAAACUUCACAAAUACUUGGU